AUGGCAAGCAAGAAGAAGGAAGUUCAGCUACAGACAGUAAUACUUACUCAAGAACAAUGGGAAGAAAUGUUGCUGAAGAAAGGUCUAAUAGUAGUAGACGUAUAUCAGGCUUGGUGCGGACCUUGCAAAGCUGUCUUGAGCUUAUUCAGAAAACUAAAAAAUGAAUAUGGUGAAGAUGAUCUUCUGCACUUUGCGGUGGCAGAGGCUAACAGCAUUCCGAGUCUGCUCCCCUUUAAAGAUAAAUGUGAACCCGCUUUUAUCUUCUGUGUGGAUGGCAAGAUGGUAGAUAUUGUGAGAGGCGCGAAUGGACCUCUUCUGUGUAGAAAAGUCAUAGAGAUGGUAGAACGAGAGAGAAGAAUCGUAGCAGGAGAAGAACAAAGACCAGAGUUGCCAGAACUUCUGUUUGUGGAGGAGAAAGAAUCCGAUGAAGAACUUGUAGAAGAAGAAGCUAUCGAGGAGGAAAAAUACACUGUUGUGAUCAUAAAACCUGAUGCGGUUGAAGCAGGAAAAGUUGAAGAAAUUAAACAAACGAUUACAGAAGCAGGCUUUAACAUUCUUGCAGAAGCCCUGAGGACAUUAACAGAUGAGCAAGUUAGGGAUUUUUAUCUAGACAAAUCAGAAGAGCUUGACUUUGAAGAGUUUGUUUCGUUUAUGCUGUCUGGACCAUGCCAUGUACUGAUCGUUUCUGAAGGAAAGCAAACACACGAGGUUAUGCCUUAUUUACAAGAAUUGGGCCAAGCUAUAUCAGAUUUAUGUGACGUUCAUGACAGAGUGGAAGAAGCAAGCCGGGAACUGGCCUUCUUUUUUCCUGAUUUUUCCAAGCCGAAAAAAGGCCCAGCUCUUGAAAAAACAGUGGCCUUGAUUAGACCUUCUCUCUUGAGGGAAAGGAGAGAUUCUAUUCUGAAAAGGAUUGAGGAGGAUGGCUUUCAGAUAGCAAUGCAAAGAGAAAUCGUCCUAACAGAAGAGCAAGCUCGUGAGUUUUACAAAGAGCAUGAAGGUCAAGAUUAUUUCCCAGCUCUCCUGGAACAAAUGACCAGUGGACCAACUCUUGCACUCGCUUUGGUACGAGAAAAUGCAAUACAGAAAUGGAGAAGUUUACUGGGCCCAAAGAUAGUAGAGGAAGCAAAGGAACAAUGUCCAACAAGUUUACGCGCCGAAUUUGCAAUCGACAAUGCACCCAUUAAUCAACUGCAUGGAAGCACAACUUCUGAACAAGCUGCAAAGGAACUGGAAUUCUUCUUCCCUGUGCAAAAUACUUUUGCUGUCAUUAAACCCACUGCUUUUGAGGAGCACAAAGAUGAAAUUAUACAAGAAGUAAAAGAGGCUGGAUUCAUCAUAUCUGAAAUGAAAGAAACAAACAUAUCCCCCGAGUUGGCAGCACAGUUUUAUAAAAACCAAGAAGGAAAACCCUUUUAUGAUCAGCUUAUAAAUUAUAUGUCUGAAGGCCCGUCAAUGGUAAUGAUUCUAACCAAAGAAAACGCUGUGGAAGAAUGGCGGCAAUUAAUGGGACCGACGGAUCCAGAACAAGCAAAAGAAAUCAAACCCAAAUCAUUACGGGCUAAAUUUGCAAAAGAUAUUUUGCGCAACGCUGUUCAUGGAUCGUCUAAUGAAGAACAUGCUGAGCAGAGCAUUAAUUUUGUCUUUGGAGAUAUUGAUCUAGAGGACCUAAAACACAAAUAUGUCUAUGUUUAG
This is a messenger RNA of Zootoca vivipara (common lizard), 1692 nucleotides long. The record is from RefSeq and is a predicted model, not a curated record. Lineage: Eukaryota; Metazoa; Chordata; Lepidosauria; Squamata; Lacertidae.